Molecule: messenger RNA, 432 nt
Organism: Paraphaeosphaeria sporulosa
Lineage: Eukaryota; Fungi; Ascomycota; Dothideomycetes; Pleosporales; Didymosphaeriaceae
Exons: 1
Coding region: 1-432 (143 amino acids)
Source: RefSeq, a predicted model, not a curated record
AUGGGUGUGCCGGACAAGUUCCCAGCUGCCGUGCUCGUUGAACGACAGACGAACCCGCUUCCCACCACUCAAGUUGGCGAUGCAUGCCUGGACUACUCUAUCACCGCCAAUAUGUCGACCAUCAGCGCAAACUCCUCCUACCGCAGUGCAUUCAUGCAGAAAGCACCUGUCGGAACCAUCAUUACAUCACGAAUGCUCAAUGCUGCCCAAGCCAAGCUCCCGGCACUCACAGCGAACGUAGCUCUCAACCAACAAUGUGGGAACCUAACUGAGCUCGCACUUACCGAGGCUGCCAACAACUUCACAAAGGGAAUUGUUGCCCAAUUCAGUACCGAGGGUCUACCCGUUGGUAUCAAGGCCGGUCCCGAAGUCCUCGUCGUCGUCGGCUGUAUCUGUGCACUUUUCUCUGUUGUAUGGGUUUUCGCCGGAUAA